Maylandia zebra (zebra mbuna) is the source of this 1944-nucleotide messenger RNA. The record is from RefSeq and is a predicted model, not a curated record. NCBI's taxonomy places the organism in Eukaryota, Metazoa, Chordata, Actinopteri, Cichliformes, Cichlidae.
AUCUCCCUCUGUGAUCCUGAGGGUGUCCAUGCCUUCAUCCUGGUCCUACCUGUGGCUCCCCUCACUGAUGAAGACAAGGGAGAGUUAGAGACCAUCCAGGAUGCAUUCGGCUCUCGAGUCAAUGACUUCACCAUGAUUCUGUUCACUGUGGACUCAGAUCCUACAGAUACAGCUGUUGGUAACUUUGGAAAGGACAAUGAAGACAUCCAAGAGCUCUGUGAGAGCGCUGGAGGAAGAUCUGUUGUUCUCAACACCAAGAACAAACAGCAGAUCCCAGAGAUGUUUGAGAUUGUGGAUAAAAUUAGUCAGCCUACAGGACAACUGUGCUGUUAUACAACUACAACAUUUUUACACGCACAAAUGGAGAAAGUCUUAAAACUUGUCACUGGUGAUGAAGGUGGAGAACAGGACUCAGACUGUCUCAGGAUUGUGCUGAUUGGGAAGACCGGCUGUGGAAAGAGCUCUACAGGAAACACCAUUUUAGGAAGAGACGAGUUUACAGCUAAAUCAAGUCAAAUGUCGGUCACCAAAUGUUGUAAGAAAGUAGAGGGUGAGGUGAACGGUCGUCCUGUUUUUGUAGUCGACACUCCUGGUCUGUUUGACACAAGUUUGUCACCAGAAGGGGUUCAAGAGGAGCUGGUUAAUUGUGUCAGUCUCCUGGCUCCAGGACCACAUGUCUUCCUGUUGGUGAUUCAUAUCGGCAGAUUCACAGCAGAGGAGAAGGAGACACUGAAACUCAUCAAGCAAUUCUUUGAAGAAUUCUCAAAGUUCACCAUCGUUCUUUUAACAGGAGGAGAUACACUGGAGCAUGACAGAGAGUCCAUAGAGGACUACAUCAAGAACAACUGUGAUGAUUCCUUUAAGAAGCUGAUCUCUGACUGUGGAAAUAGAUACCAUGUGUUCAAUAACCGUGACAAACAAAACCAUACACAAGUCAUUGAGCUGAUAGCAAAGAUUGAAAGCAUGAUGAAGGUCAAUGGAAGGCGCUGCUUUACCAACAAGAUGCUGCAAGAGUCUGAAACUGCGAUAAGGAAGGAGAUGCAGAAGAUUUUAAAGGAGAAGGAAGAAAAGAUGCAGAAAGAAAAGGAAGAGAUGGAAAGAAAAUAUAAAGAAGAUAUGGAGGCCAUGAAGAAAAGAAUCGAUGAAGAAAGAGAAAAGGAGAGAAUACAGAGAGAAAAAGAACUCGAAAAAAUGAGAAAUAAAAUUAGAGAAGAAGAAGAGAAGAGAAAGCAGGAACAGGAAAUCAGGGAAAAUGAGAAAAGGGAAAAGGAAGCUGAAGAAGAAAGACGUCGACAAGAGUUUGAAAAAGAACUUGAAAAGCUGGACAAACAAAUUCAGUCAGAAAAAGAGGCAAAAGAAAAUGUGGACAGAAAACUGGAAGAAGCCAGAGAAGAGAUGAGAAGAAAACAAGAGGAGUGGGAGAAAGAACAGAAAGAAUGGUGGGACAAACAACGACAAGACGAAGACAAAAGACGAGAGGAAGAGAAAGAAAAAAUGGAAAAACUACAGGAAGAUUAUAAUGAAAAGCUGAAAUGUGAAAAAAUCAAAAAAGAAGACGAUCAAAGAAGAAGAGAAGAGGAAAUAAAAGGAUUGGAGGAAAUUCAUAAGAAAACUCUGGAUGAUCUAAAGAAGAAACAUGAAGAGGAAGCCAGAAAGAAAGCUGAAGAGUUCAACCAAGCCCAGAAGAAACACAUGGAUGAUUUAGCAAAACAGAGGGAAGAACAUAAGAAGGAAAUGUACGACUUAGUGAGACGUGUGACCAAAAAGACUGAAAAUUUGAAUAGGAUCAAGAAAUUGAUGCUAACACAUGAAAAACAAAUGAAGAAUCGGACCGAGGAGGACAUAGAAGACCUCCAGGAAAAACAAAAAGAUCAACUAAAUGAGUUGAUGAAAAACAUUUUGGGAGAAGAGCUCAGCAGCUCAUCAGCCUGCAGCAUUUUAUGA